This is a messenger RNA of Cladophialophora yegresii CBS 114405, 786 nucleotides long. RefSeq lists its product as uncharacterized. The record is from RefSeq and is a predicted model, not a curated record. Bases 1 to 786 code for a protein of 261 amino acids. NCBI's taxonomy places the organism in Eukaryota, Fungi, Ascomycota, Eurotiomycetes, Chaetothyriales, Herpotrichiellaceae. The transcript has a single exon.
AUGGCGAAGCCUACUAUCCUUUUCACGCCCGGCGCCUGGCACUCACCGGCACACUAUGAGAAGAUCAUGACAGCGCUGCAGCAGCAUGGGUACGAGACCGAGGCAGUUGCGUUGGCGACUGUCGACCCCAAGGACCCGCCAAACACACAUGUGGAUGAUGACGUCCAGGUUAUAUCCAACGCGAUCAACAAAAUCCUAUUGUCAGGAAAGGAUGUGGUUCUGGUUUCCCACUCGUACAGCGGCAUCCCAGCGCAGAGCGCGGCUUACUCCUUCCUCAAGCAAGACCAGAACGGCCCGCGGCUGAAAGCAAUAGCAAUGAUGUGCUCAUUCCUCUACCCACCAAAGACCGCUCUUCUCGCUGCCACGGGUGGCAAGCCCUUGCAGCUCCAUGUCGUGUCGGCGGACGAAACCCUUGUCGACGUCAGCGACGACCCUGGUCCAGAAGUGGCCUUCUACUCGGACGUAUCACCUGAAGAGGCAGCCGCAGCGAAAGCCAUGCUGAAGUCGCAUUCCUGGCGGUCCAAGACUUUACCGCCAUCAGCCGAAGGUGUCGGAUACUGGGAGAUUCCAACCAGUUACUUGGUUUGUGAGAACGACAAGGCGCUGCCAGCCGACUUACAGAGGAAAUGGAUUACGGACGCGAAUGAGGCGUUGAAGGCAAGGGGAACAGAUUUGAGGAUCAGGGAGGAGCAGGUGGAGAGUGGCCACAGUCCAUUCUUGAGCAAGACCGAGCAGACGGCGGCCUUUAUCAGGAGAGCGGCUGGGGAGGACGUGCCGGUGAGCUGA